This is a messenger RNA of Chara braunii, 2325 nucleotides long. The record is from the annotation of a GenBank genome assembly. Lineage: Eukaryota; Viridiplantae; Streptophyta; Charophyceae; Charales; Characeae.
UGACGACGGUACACAGUGAGUGUCACCCUAUGUCGGACCACAAGCCUGUGGUCUUAGACAUAAGGAUGCACUUACGUGACUCAAGAGGCCGGGGCUUCUUCCGGCUGAACGACCAGGUGCUGGAGGUUCCCGGAGUGAGGGAGUGGGUGGCAACGCACAUGGCCAGCUGGGAACAGACAAGGCGGUACUUUGAGACCACGGCGGACUGGCUGGACGGCGGGCUAGCAACCACCUCAGGCAUUCUGAAUGUCAUUUCGAGAAUCGUGGCAAGGGAAAGGAACAAGAAGGAAGCCGAGUGCAAGAGAAGGGUGGAGGAGGCUGAAGAAAAGAUGGAAGGCCACCCAAUCUCAGCAAUGGUCUGGGCAGCUGAAAGGGAGAGGCGGUUGAGUGAAUGGACAGCCAUCCAAGAUGAGAAAGAGAAGAGAUGGACGGACAUACUGAAGGUCAAGGGAAUAGAAACCAGCGACAAAAUGACUAAGGAGAAUUUCCAGAGACUGUUGCCAAAGCGUACCCAGCAACAGAUGGUGGAACUGAGACACCCCUUCGACGCCACAGCCCCUACAACAUGCGCUGCAUACGCGCUGUACACGGUCUCAACAUCUGCGGUAAUGGUGAAUGGCCAUCUCUCUGAGCCUUUUGCUCUCUCGAGGUCGCUGCGCCAAGGGUGUUCGCUCGCCCCGCUCGUCUUUGUGCUGCAGUUGGAAGUCCUGCUCAACAGGAUAAGGAAGCACCCAGACAUAAGAGGUUUGCAGUUGCACACGGGGGAGGAAUGCAAAGUGAAAGCGUUGGCGGAUGACUUAUUCGCAGUCUGUGAAAACUCCGGGAAGUCUCUAACAGCCCUCAAGUCGGUGCUAAGAGAAUACUGUUCUCUUUCGGAAGCCACGGUGAACUGGAAUAAAUCUACGUAUCUGCUACCUGCUCAGUUCAAUCUGCAGGUAGAAUGGGGAAUGAGGAGAGUAGAAUCGGGAGAGGAGGAAAGGUUCCUAGGGGUGUUAGUGAGCUUGCAAGUUGAGUCAUCUUCUCAAGGACUGCUUCUGCAACAACGCAUCUCAGCGCGGCUCAGGCUGUGGGGUCACACAUGGCACCUGUCAUUGAUCGGGAGAGCUCUGGUGGCAAACGUGGCAUUACUCUCCAUCAUGUGGUUCGUCACAACAGUGAAGGAAGUGGCGGAAGGAGUGAUAAGGGUGAUCAAGCAACUGGUAGCCCGAUUUGUUUGGAAACCAAGAGCCCCGGCCACGGAGGGCUUCCUCUCCAAGGUAGCCUACGACACGCUAACCUUCCCUCGUCCCCAAGGAGGAUUGGGUCUAAUGGACCCUGGACGCAGGAACCAAGCCCAACUUUGGGACUGGGUAGCCAAGGUCGCAAACGCCAAGGAAAGGGACCAGUGGUUCGGUCUGGCGGAGAGAAUCUUGAUGCGAGAAUGGGAGCUCAGCAGACCCCAAGAUGUCUGGGAUUGCUUCUUCAUCCCAUCCUUCCGCAAAAGGAGACCCAAAUCCGUCUUCUGGGAGCCCAUUCGAAAAGCUUGGCACCGCACCCCCCCGAAUACGCAGUCCCCACCAGCCACCAGGGAUGAAGUCCUAAAGCAAAUUCUCUUCGAGAACCCGGCAAUCACCAACCAAGCAGGACAGACCUUGGCAGCAGAUGGCACCACGGGAUCCUUCGGCCAAGCCUGGGUUAGGAAAGGGGUAGUUCGGAUCUCAGACUUGUGGUCCACCUCCUUGGGGGGCUGGAAACCCCAGACCGAAGUCAAGGCUAUGCUCAGAGGGUUGCAGAGAACGGAAGAGCACUGGCAAGAGAUCAUAAACGCAAUCCCCAGGGACUGGUUGGAGAUGCUCGGCCCGGAAGGGGUGGACCCAGCAGGGACGAUGCUCGGCCCGGAAGGGGCGGACCCAGCAGGGACGUGGUAUAUCCCUGGGCAGGAAGGAGAGGACAAUACGCUUUGGAAAGUGCUGUCAGUGCUCCCCAGCGGGUUCAGAAAGGUGGAACGGUGGCGAUGCGAGGGCCCGCCAAAUCAGUUGACAAAAGUGGAUGAAGACAUAAUUAUGGUUUGGAAUAGCCCAGCCCAGGCUCGUGUUGUGACAAUAAAAGGAACGAGGCCGUCAGCACUCAUAUACAGCUGGGUGGGGAAAGUUCCUCUCAACCAACUGUGCAUUGAUCCAACGGCCUGGAAGUGGACGGGCACCCCGGACGAAGAGGCGGCACUAAGCCUACAGAACUACUCAGUGAACAUUCGACUUAUGCGGAAAACACCACCAAGUACAAACUUCGACCGACUGGGAGGACAGAGGGGACAAAAAUAGAAAGGCAGGCGAGACCAAUUCGAGU